CUCCCGCGGACUACGAGGACAGCGACGGCGACGGCGGCAGGGGCAACGGCGACGAGAUCGGUGACGGAGCGGGCCUCGUGCCCCCUCUUGCGCGCAGGCGCGGGGGGCCCCUGCGGCGCGCUAGGUCCGCUGCGCUCGGCCUCGACCGGGCCCGCGACGCCAGACCGACAGGAGCGCUGGAGGAGCGGAGGGAGCAAGCGCGGAGGGAGACUUGCGUGGGUGUGCAGCGGUGCCGCUUCGAGCACGGCGAGGGGGAGGGGAAGAGCUGACGAGGAGGAGGGGGGGCGGCGGAAAAGAGGGCGCGGAAGGCGUACGCAGGGGGAUGCUCUGACGCGUCAGCAGAACUUCCAGCGGUUGUUGCAGGUGAGGCAGGUCACGAACGUGGUCAUCGGCUCGUCAGAGGCCUCGUCUGCAUCUGGAAGUACGUGGUCUUGGUACCCUCCCGCUCCUUGCACUUCCCACAGGUGAACAUGCCGGUAAUCCGCAUGCCACCGUUCUUCAUGGCCCAGCCCUGGUCGAUCUCCU
Molecule: messenger RNA, 525 nt
Organism: Prorocentrum cordatum
Lineage: Eukaryota; Dinophyceae; Prorocentrales; Prorocentraceae
Source: the annotation of a GenBank genome assembly